AUGAUUCCCGUCCCACAAGCCGAAAGCCUCAAGGACCUCUUCAGCCUUAAGGGCAAGGUCGUCGUGGUCACUGGUGCCUCCGGGCCCCGUGGCAUGGGCAUUGAGGCCGCCCGUGGCUGCGCUGAGAUGGGCGCUGACCUCGCCAUCACCUACUCGUCCCGCCCUGAGGGUGGCGAGAAGAACGCAAAGGAGCUGCAGGAGCAGUACGGAGUCAAGGUCAAGGCCUACAAGUGCAAUGUGGGCGACUGGGACAGCGUGCAACAGCUCGUCAACGACGUCAUCAAGGAGUUUGGCAAGAUCGACGCCUUCAUUGCCAACGCCGGCCGCACCGCCGACAGCGGCAUUCUCGAAGGCUCCGUCAAGGAUUGGGCCGAAGUCAUCCAGACCGAUCUGACCGGAACUUUCCACUGCGCCAAGGCCGUCGGUGCUCACUUCAAGCAGCGUGGCACCGGCAGCUUCGUCAUUACCUCCUCCAUGUCCGGCCACAUCGCCAACUUCCCCCAAGAACAGACCUCAUACAACGUCGCCAAGGCCGGCUGCAUCCACAUGGCCCGCUCUCUGGCCAACGAAUGGCGCGACUUUGCCCGUGUGAACAGCAUCUCUCCUGGAUACAUCGACACUGGUCUCUCUGACUUCGUCGAUCAGAAAACCCAGGAUCUGUGGCUCUCCAUGAUCCCCAUGGGCCGCCAUGGUCAGGCUAAGGAGCUGAAGGGUGCUUACGUUUACUUGGUUAGCGACGCUAGCACUUACACCACCGGCAGCGAUCUGCUCAUCGACGGUGGAUACUGCGUGCGGUAA
Molecule: messenger RNA, 798 nt
Organism: Penicillium chermesinum
Lineage: Eukaryota; Fungi; Ascomycota; Eurotiomycetes; Eurotiales; Aspergillaceae
Product: SDR family oxidoreductase
Exons: 1
Coding region: 1-798 (265 amino acids)
Cellular component (GO): intracellular anatomical structure
Molecular function (GO): oxidoreductase activity, acting on NAD(P)H, oxygen as acceptor
Source: RefSeq, a predicted model, not a curated record